Messenger RNA from Penaeus indicus, 687 nucleotides. Its product is annotated as histone H1-like. Gene Ontology annotation, biological process: nucleosome assembly; chromosome condensation; negative regulation of DNA recombination. Gene Ontology annotation, molecular function: double-stranded DNA binding; nucleosomal DNA binding. The transcript has a single exon. The record is from RefSeq and is a predicted model, not a curated record. Gene Ontology annotation, cellular component: nucleosome; nucleus. NCBI's taxonomy places the organism in Eukaryota, Metazoa, Arthropoda, Malacostraca, Decapoda, Penaeidae. The coding region runs from base 1 to 687 and encodes 228 amino acids.
AUGGGAAACGAGGAUCCCUGGACACCAUGGCACAUAAAAUGUCCAAGUGAGGUGCUGGAGCCCACAUUCGCCGCUCAGAGAACAACACUUGGACCUCAGCUAAUUUGCACCAUGGCUCCUAUUCCUAAAACUCCGCGAACUCCCAGAACUCCCACUAAAUCUUUGAGAACUCCUAAGUCGACCUUGAAGACGCCGAGGUCUUUGAGGGCGCCGAGGACCUUGAGGACGCCCAGGAGACUGAAGGCGCCGCUGGGCAGGUCCUCAAGAACCCCUCGUCCCAACGCCAAGCCCCUGACGAUCGGCGACAUGGUCUUUGAGGCUGUGGAGGCUCUGAAUGACCGGAGGGGCGUCUCGCUGCACGCUAUUAAGAAAUAUCUCCGGGACAACAAGAAAGUCGACACCGAGGCGAAAGCAUUCUUCAUCAAGAGGUAUCUGAAAGCCUUCGUGGAGGAAGGAAAACUGGUUCAAGUUGCAGGCACGGGCGCCAACGGAACUUUCAAGCUGCCUGGCAAGAGAGCGAGUUCGGAAAAGCAAUCUGGAGGCUCCAAGGCCGUCGUGAAAGUUGCGAGCAGACCGAAAAUUGGCAAAAUAGCAGGAAGACCAGUGCAGCGUUCCUCUAAAACAUCAGAUAAAUACACGAAUGUGCCAAAGAAGAUUUUAAAAGGAAAAAUUAGUAUGAAAUACUAG